AUGUUCAGAGGCAAAAAGGUCGGGGUAAGGCUGCCAAAUGUUCUCAGUGUGAGUACUUUGCGCAUGCGAACUGUGUUUCAAUCCCUAAAGAAGUUUGCAACCUUUUGGAUUCCAGUACCAACCUCAGAUGGUUCUGUGAUAGAUGCUCAAGCAGCAUUAGAAAUUAAUAAAGAAAAGUUAAACCAGCUUGAGAGCACUGAUGUUUUUCGUGGUGAAUUGAACAUCUUGAAGAAUGAUAUGAAAGUAUCUUUUGCAGAUAUCGUCAGUCGCGGGAUUAAAGGGCACGCUGAUGAUAUCAAGGCCGAAGUCAAAACAGUCCAGACGACAAUAAAUGAUGCUAAACAAAUCAAAGAAAGAGAAAAUAAUCCAAUUAUGUUUCAUUUGCCUGAGAUUCUGAAACACCUGUCUAAUAAUGUUGUUGAUGCUAACCUAGUCCAUCUAACUAGACGCGGAAAAAAAUCAGACGAUCAUACCCGACCGCUGUUUUUGAAAAUGGAUAGUGUUGACAUAAAAAACAUGAUAAUUAAAAACGUUUCUAAAUUAAAAUCGCUUGACGUCAGCCUGGGUCGCAUCGGACUUAGUCACGAUCUCUCCCCAGGGCAGAGAAAGGAACUGAGGUCAAAGAUAGAGGAGGCAAGAGCAUUGGAAACUUCUGACAAGGGUUUUUUAUACCGUGUAAGAGGCCAGAUUCUGACCCUUGGGGUUAUUGGUAACGAUUAUUUGGAUUCAUCUCUCGACGGUAAUAAAUGUUUAAUGAUGAAAGGCACUGGCAAUGACUUAAAUGGUAAUGUUAAUUUUGGUUGUUUGGUUGAUGGUCAUGGUCUUGAUGGUGGUGAUUAUUCGAUGGUCUGUGGUACUGGAAGCGAUCUGAACGUUAUUGGUAAAAAUGGUUGUGGUAAAGAUGAUGGUAGUGAUUGCGUAAUAACAAAUGGUACCGGUAAUGAUCGUAAUAAAAGUGGUGGUUUUAAUGAUCUUAAAAAAGUAGGUAAUAACAAUGUAAUGAAAGGUGGUGCUGUUGGUAGAAAUAUUGGUGGAAUUAAAAAUGAUCGGACUAAUAAUAACUUUUGUGUGGUUAAAAUAAAAUUGGGUUUACUAAAUAUAAGAUCAAUUGGCUCAAAGUACAACAUCAUUUAUGAUUUGAUCAGUGAUGGUUUGGAUAUUUUUGUUGUUACUGAAUCAUGGCAUGGUUCAUCAGAAAAUCCCUCCAUUGCGUUAUCUACUCCUCCUGGUUACCGCUUUGUAGAUUGUGUAAGAGAUCACGACCCUCUCCAUGUACUCAGUUCUCGAAUUAUUUUAACCGGGGACUUUAAUGUUCACGUUGAAAAGACGAAUGAUCCUUAUGCUGCUAAUUUAAAUGAUAUCUUCGAUAAUUUUCCACUCAUCAAUCAUAUAAAAGCACCAACACAUCUACUUGGUGGUACACUAGACUUGAUAGUGGCCUCCGAGGAUUUUCCAGUUCAUGAUUGUUUAGCCCAUCCAAAAUUGUCUCCGAAAAAAUUGAAAUCGGCAAAGCUGGAUGUUGCCAAAUUGGGCGACAAAAAAUCAAAAAAUCAUUUUGUCAUUUGUUGGAUGCAGCACUGGCUAACGACUGUGUAUGGAGUGGCGUCAAAUGUCAGCAGCUUUCGGCAAAACGCCCACAAGGAAUGGUUCGAUGAUCAAGACAAGGAGGCUCGUCGGCUAAUAGCCAUCAUGAGAGCCGCACAAGAACAUCGGCGCAAAGAAAACAUUCUAUUCUAA
Molecule: messenger RNA, 1737 nt
Organism: Helobdella robusta
Lineage: Eukaryota; Metazoa; Annelida; Clitellata; Rhynchobdellida; Glossiphoniidae
Exons: 6
Coding region: 1-1737 (578 amino acids)
Source: RefSeq, a predicted model, not a curated record